Molecule: messenger RNA, 1896 nt
Organism: Ananas comosus (pineapple)
Lineage: Eukaryota; Viridiplantae; Streptophyta; Magnoliopsida; Poales; Bromeliaceae
Product: isocitrate dehydrogenase [NAD] regulatory subunit 1, mitochondrial
Exons: 4
Coding region: 396-1541 (381 amino acids)
Biological process (GO): isocitrate metabolic process; tricarboxylic acid cycle
Cellular component (GO): mitochondrion
Molecular function (GO): isocitrate dehydrogenase (NAD+) activity
Source: RefSeq, a predicted model, not a curated record
AAAUCUCAGCAUCUUUCGGCCGAAAGUUCCACCCGCUCUACUGGACGCCCUUUCCAGAAGAAAUUAGAAGCCGAUCGCCCUUGGCCCGUCAGGCCGUUACCGUCACCGGGAGUAGUAUUGCAUAGAGCGGAAAGACACUCACGCCCCUCAAAUCUCACCAUAAGUAGUCAGUCAGCGCCUGGGGCAUCUCCAUCAUUUCAUCCGUCUCCUUUUUCUUUCCUUCCGUCUCUUUCACCCCGGCUCUCUCUCUCUCUCUCCCUCGCGCACGCGGCACGGCCUACUACUAGCUCGAUCUCCUCCUUUUCCUUCCUUCCUUCGUUUCACGUGCAUGCCCUUUCCUUGAAACCCUGCUCUAGAAGCUGCCCCUUCUUCGAUCGGCGCUGCGGAGCCCUAGAAUGGCGAGGCGAUCCCUGCCCCUUCUCCGAAACCUGCUCCUCCGCGACUCCUCCGCCGCCUCUACUCAUCCAGCUGCUGCUGCUAGUUUAUUAGGGCUGGACGGGGGCCGCCGAUCCGUGACCUACAUGCCUCGGCCCGGCGACGGCGCGCCGCGGCCGGUGACGCUGAUCCCGGGCGACGGCAUCGGCCCCCUGGUGACGGGCGCCGUCCGGCAGGUGAUGGAGGCGAUGCACGCGCCCGUGUACUUCGAGACCUACGAGGUCCACGGCGACAUGACCUCCGUCCCUGCGGAGGUCGUCGAGUCGAUCCGCCGCAACAAGGUCUGCCUCAAGGGCGGCCUCAUUACCCCCGUCGGCGGCGGCGUCAGCUCCCUCAACGUCCAGCUUCGCAAGGAGCUCGAUCUCUACGCCUCGCUCGUCAACUGCUUCAACCUCCCCGGCCUGCCCACGCGCCACGAGAACGUCGACAUCGUCGUGAUCAGGGAGAACACCGAGGGGGAGUACUCGGGUCUCGAGCACGAGGUCGUCCCGGGCGUCGUGGAGAGCCUUAAGGUGAUAACAAAGUUCUGCUCGGAGCGCAUUGCAAAAUAUGCUUUUGAAUAUGCUUACCUUAACAACAGAAAGAAAGUCACAGCUGUUCAUAAAGCAAAUAUUAUGAAGCUUGCUGAUGGCUUGUUCUUAGAAUCUUGUCGUGAGGUUGCAACAAAAUAUCCUGGCAUAAAGUACAACGAGAUAAUUGUGGACAACUGCUGCAUGCAACUUGUUUCGAAACCUGAGCAGUUUGAUGUCAUGGUCACUCCAAAUCUUUAUGGCAAUCUGGUGGCUAACACAGCUGCAGGUAUAGCUGGAGGCACUGGUGUCAUGCCUGGAGGCAAUGUGGGUCAGGACCAUGCUGUAUUUGAGCAAGGUGCUUCGGCAGGGAACGUAGGGAAUGAGAAGAUAGUGGAGCAGAAGAAAGCCAACCCUGUGGCCCUGCUUCUAUCAUCUGCCAUGAUGUUGAGGCAUUUACAGUUCCCAUCAUUCGCCGACCGACUGGAAACUGCAGUGAAGCGUGUAAUUGCUGAAGGCAAAUACAGGACGAAAGAUUUGGGUGGUAAUAGCACCACCCAAGAAGUCACAGACGCAGUCAUAGCCAAGCUCGACUAACUUAUAUAUUCUUCACCUGCACUCUACUCUUUUUUCUUCUUUUUUCUUUUCUUUCUUCUUUUUUUUUUUUGUGUUGAAGAGGGGCGGUAAUUAGUAGUCUUUAUUUUAUUUUUUUUCAUUUUCCUCUAAUUUUAUUUUCAUAUUUCCUGUGAGAUCUGAAAUGUGAUCUUUUGUGUUUCCCUGUUUCCCAAUAAUUGCGGAACCCGCCGAGAGUCAUUUGGGUUGUAUUAUGCCAUACAUCAUAAGAGAUAAUAGCUGAGAUCGCUUAUCAACUGCUGGCCAUUUUGGAAUGGCUUUCUUAGUAUGUAACUUUUUGAUCAAGACUCUCUUAUACUUUUUGGUCAAGACUUUCUUA